UGAGCUCCUUGAAGACUGCGGUAAGGGGUGAUGGAAAGAGGAUGCCUUUGCGGUGUACCGUCAGGAGGAGCUCGGGCAUGACGACGGCUCUCUCUCAGUUUUAAGUCUGGCUUGUGUGACAUCUGAGGUAUGCAGUCAUGGGUGUUGACGGCUUGAACGUGGCAGCCAUUCAGGAAUACCUUAUGUACCGUCUGAAGUUCUUACGGGAAAGGAAGACCACGGCGAUUGGGGAUCUUCUAGGUCUUCUCGUGCUAGGUUUAUGCAUAGCCCAGUGCCAUGCUGUGGGCCCGAGUAUGCAGGAGCUGCUCAGUAGGUUGUGUCACGGACUUACGUGGAUGCUCACUGCGAUUCUGCGGGUUUGCCAGCUGAGUGGAGGGUUAGGGACUUUGGAGACACGCAUAUGCAGCUGGGAAGACCAGCCAUCAGUGGUUGAGUAUGGAAAAGUGCUGGGUUCGUUGCUUGUUGUUACUCGGCAGGUUAUGGUCGAGGGACUGGAAGGGUUCUGUUUCGAGUAACUCGGGGCAGAAGGCCCCAUGGUGCUGCUCCAGCCGAUGUAUCAUCGACAGGCCCUUCUUUUACGAGGAGCAGUCGGGAGGAAGAAUUUUACAUACAUUAUUUU
Parathielavia appendiculata is the source of this 619-nucleotide messenger RNA. RefSeq lists its product as uncharacterized. Bases 138 to 515 code for a protein of 125 amino acids. The transcript has 2 exons. Lineage: Eukaryota; Fungi; Ascomycota; Sordariomycetes; Sordariales; Chaetomiaceae. The record is from RefSeq and is a predicted model, not a curated record.